AUGUUGCUCCAGAUCCCAAUUCCAUCUUAUUGUUUUUUUCAUCUCCAUAUCUCUCCGCAUCUCCUCCUUCCUCUCUCUCUCUCCCUCCCUCCCCUCUCUCUCUCUCUCUCUGUUUCAGCUUUUAUCUUCUUUAGUUUUUUAAUUUCCAUAUCUCUCCGCCUCUCCCUCCUCUCCCCCUCCCCUCUCUCUCCCUCCCUCCCCCUCUCUCCCUCCAUCCCCAUCUCUCUCUUUUCUCUCUCUUUAUCAGCUUUUAUCUUCUUCAUUUUUAAUGUCCAUAUCUCCGACUCUCCCUCCUCCUUCCCUCUCUCCCCUCCCUCUCUCUCCCUCCCCCCAUCUCUCUCUCUCUCUGUUUCAGCUUUUAUCUUCUUUAGUUUUUUAAUUUCCAUCUCUCUCCGCCUCCCUCCUUCCUCUCUCUCCCCCUCUCUCUCCCUCCUCCCCCAUCUCUCUCUCUUUCUCUCUCUUUAUCAGCUUUUUAUCUUCUUUAGUUUCUUAAUCUCCAUAUCUCUCCGCCUCUCCCUCCUUCCCCUCUCUCUCUCCCCUCACCCCCCUCUGUCUGUCUCUCUCUUUCUCUCUCUCUCUCUCAGCUUUUAUCUUUAG
Molecule: messenger RNA, 597 nt
Organism: Acanthosepion pharaonis
Lineage: Eukaryota; Metazoa; Mollusca; Cephalopoda; Sepiida; Sepiidae
Source: the annotation of a GenBank genome assembly